Thyridium curvatum is the source of this 2394-nucleotide messenger RNA. RefSeq lists its product as uncharacterized. Gene Ontology annotation, cellular component: nucleus. NCBI's taxonomy places the organism in Eukaryota, Fungi, Ascomycota, Sordariomycetes, Thyridiales, Thyridiaceae. Gene Ontology annotation, molecular function: DNA helicase activity; ATP binding; hydrolase activity, acting on acid anhydrides, in phosphorus-containing anhydrides. Bases 1 to 2394 code for a protein of 797 amino acids. The record is from RefSeq and is a predicted model, not a curated record. Gene Ontology annotation, biological process: nucleotide-excision repair; positive regulation of mitotic recombination; transcription by RNA polymerase II. The transcript has 9 exons.
AUGGAGUUCAACAUCGAGACCCAGGGACUUGCCAGUCCUCUUUCCUUACCCAAGGAUAUACCCAGGUACAUGCGCGAUCUCAAGAAGACUCUUGAUGCCGGCGGCCACUGUGUCCUGGAGAUGCCCUCGGGCACGGGAAAGACAGUGUCUUUGCUGUCCCUGAUCGUCGCCUACCAGCAAUACUACCCGGAACAUAGGAAACUCAUUUACUGCUCGCGUACCAUGUCAGAGAUCGAGAAAGCCCUUGCUGAGCUCAAAGCCCUCAUGAAGUUUCGAGCAUCGAGGCUCGGGCAUGAGGAAGAGUUCAGAGGUCUCGGCUUGACCAGUCGCAAGAAUCUCUGCCUCCACCCAUCGGUCAAGCGAGAGAAGAGCGGUGCUGUGGUUGAUGCAAGGUGCCGAAGCCUAACAGCCGGUUUUGUCAAGGAGAAGAAGGACCGAGGCGAAGAAGUUGACGUCUGCAUUUACCAUGACAACCUUGAUUUACUUGAGCCACACAACCUGAUACCCAACGGAGUCUGGACUCUCGACGGCCUUCUCCGUUAUGGCGAGCAGCACAAGCAAUGCCCUUACUUCACUUCGAGGCGAAUGAUGCAAUUCUGCAACGUCAUCAUAUACUCGUACCACUAUCUCUUGGAUCCCAAAAUUGCGGAACGAGUCUCCAAGGAGCUCUCCAAGGACUGCAUCGUCGUCUUCGACGAGGCCCACAAUAUCGACAAUGUGUGCAUUGAGUCGUUGAGUACUGACAUCACCGAAGAUUCGCUGAGAAAAGCGACGAGAGGUGCCCAGAAUCUGGAGAGAAAGAUUAGUGAAAUGAGGGACACGGACCGGAAACAGCUCGAGAACGAAUAUCAGAAACUAGUUGAAGGUCUAAGAGAAGCCGACGAGACUCGCCAGGAGGAUGCGUUCAUGGCCAACCCCGGGAAGCGUGCAGUUCUUCCUGAUGAUCUCCUAAACGAGGCGGUGCCCGGCAACAUUCGUAGAGCAGAUCACUUUGUGGCGUUCCUCAAGAGGUUCAUCGAGUAUCUAAAGACGCGAAUGAAAGUCCGUCAAGUCAUCUCGGAGACGCCGCCCUCGUUCCUCGCCCAUCUCAAGGAAUACACCUUUAUAGAGAAGAAGCCCUUGAGGUUCUGCGCUGAGCGCUUGACAUCUCUAGUGAGGACCUUGGAGCUCACGAAUAUCGAGGAUUAUCAGCCGCUGCAAGAAGUCGCCACCUUCGCGACCUUGGUUGCCACGUACGAGAAAGGAUUUCUGCUCAUACUGGAACCAUUCGAGUCAGACACUGCCGAAGUUCCCAACCCUGUCCUCCACUUCACAUGCCUGGAUGCUGCUAUUGCUAUCAAGCCUGUCUUUGACAGGUUUAGUUCUGUCAUCAUCACGUCCGGCACUAUUUCUCCCCUGGAAAUGUACCCAAAGAUGCUUGGCUUCUCCACCGUAGUACAGGAAUCCUACAGCAUGACACUUGCAAGAAAGUCGUUCUUGCCCAUGAUUGUCACCCGCGGCAGCGAUCAAGCAUCCAUCUCCACCAGUUUCCAAGUCCGUAACGAGCCGAGCGUGGUUCGCAACUACGGCAACCUUCUGACCGAGUUUGCCAAGAUCACACCUGAUGGGAUGGUCGUAUUCUUUCCUUCCUAUCUUUAUAUGGAGUCGAUUAUCAGCAUGUGGCAGGGAAUGGGCAUUUUGGACGAAGUCUGGAAAUACAAACUGAUCCUCGUCGAGACCCCGGAUGCCCAGGAAACAUCGCUGGCUCUCGAGACAUACCGCACGGCGUGCUGUAACGGCCGGGGUGCUGUUCUUCUCUGUGUCGCCCGCGGCAAGGUGUCCGAGGGCAUCGAUUUCGACCAUCAGUAUGGCAGAACAGUGCUCUCUAUUGGCGUCCCUUUUCAGUACACCGAAUCGCGUAUCCUCAAGGCCCGCCUUGAGUUUCUGCGAGAAACGUAUCGAAUUAGAGAAAACGACUUCUUAUCCUUCGACGCGAUGCGACAUGCGGCACAAUGCCUGGGCCGAGUCUUGCGCGGCAAGGACGACUAUGGAAUCAUGGUGCUGGCUGAUCGAAGGUUCCAAAAGAAGCGUCCACAGCUGCCAAAAUGGAUCAACCAGGCCCUUUCAGAUGCCGAUACCAACCUCAGCACUGACAUGGCCAUCAGCAGCGCCAAGAAGUUUCUGAGAGACAUGGCGCAGCCCUUUCGUGCUAAGGACCAAGAGGGCAUCAGCACCUGGAGCCCCGAAGAUUUGAGGAAGCACCAAGAGAAGGCGGACCAUGAGAGGAUCCUCGAGUUGCAGCAGGCUCAGGAGGGACCCACGGCCGUUCCUCUCUCUAGGGCCGUCGAUGGCGAUGACUAUGGCAUGGACGACGACGAUUUGGAGUGUGGGAUGAUGGAGCUGGAUACUGUCUAA